AAACUGAAACAGUUAUGUCCCAUUGUUCACUUGAUACUGAAGUUAUAGGAGCUAACAUCACCAUGGCUUCUCUGGCAACCUUAGCUGCUGUUCAACCAGCUGCAAUCACUGGCCUUGCUGGAAGUUCCCUUACUGGAACUAAGCUCACUUUCAAGCCCUCUCGCCAGAGUUGUAAAUCCAAGAAUUUCAGGACUGGUGCCGUGGUAGCAAAGUAUGGUGACAAGAGUGUGUACUUUGAUUUGGAGGAUAUUGGCAACACUACAGGUCAGUGGGACUUGUACGGCAACGAUGCACCUUCACCCUACAACCCUCUUCAGAGCAAGUUCUUCGAGACAUUUGCUGCUCCAUUCACAAAGAGGGGAUUGUUACUCAAGUUUUUGAUAUUGGGAGGUGGUUCCACCCUUGCAUACCUCAGUGCUACAGCCUCAGGUGAUAUUCUACCAAUCAAAAAGGGCCCACAACUUCCACCAAAGCCUGGUCCUCGUGGCAAGAUCUAAUUUAAUUUGAAGCAUAACUCCAUCUAUUAUGUUCCCCUUUUAAUCUUUAUUAUUUUUGCAUAAUGUGUAAGUAUUCCAAAAGCCUACUAUUCAAAGAUGUUUAUUUCCUGUCUAAUUGAGUGCCUUGCUUUGAUUUUCAAUUGAAGCAAAGCCAAACUUGUAUGAGCUAUUUGAUUGGAUUGGGAGUAUUGAUCUUAAACUCUUUAACAUGUAUUUUAAUCUUUGAAUUAUAAAUUAAUCAGAUCUUGUCUGGCACAAUAAA
Molecule: messenger RNA, 759 nt
Organism: Abrus precatorius (Indian licorice)
Lineage: Eukaryota; Viridiplantae; Streptophyta; Magnoliopsida; Fabales; Fabaceae
Product: photosystem I reaction center subunit VI-2, chloroplastic-like
Exons: 3
Coding region: 15-497 (160 amino acids)
Biological process (GO): photosynthesis
Cellular component (GO): photosystem I; photosystem I reaction center; chloroplast thylakoid membrane
Source: RefSeq, a predicted model, not a curated record